UCAGGGUUGCCAGGCGAAGGCUAAGCUCUAACAAAGCCGGCUCUCGCUCCACCUCUUCUGUCGCUCCAAGCCUAGGCCGGUACCGACCUUGCCCAAGUUCUACUGCUUUCCCUCUGCCAAGGGUGCCAGGCACCGAAUCUCUCACCGUACUUCCUGCCUGAGGCCAGGCACCGGGUGUCGGCUGGUGCCAGACAGCUUAUUUGGGAACGAACAUCAGCCCAACCAAUCAAUGCCUCAGAUGGAUAAGCAAAUAUGCAUUCCGCCGGAGCUGCCGGAAUUGCUGAAGCAAUUUACCAAAGCUGCCCUUCGGACCCAGCCUCAGGAUCUCAUCCAGUGGGCUGCUGAUUAUUUUGGAGCUCUGACCCGUGGAGACAUUCCUCCAGUGAGAGAUGGGUCUCAGCCAGUAGCCUCAUCUAACUUUGCAGAGCUUACACCUGAGCUGUUGAAGAUCCUGCAUUCUAGGGUUGCUGGCAGGCUGAUUAUCCAUGUGAAUGAGCUGGGCCAGAUGUGGAAGGUGCUGAGUCUCCCACCCGAGCUGUUAAAUAGUGUGAUAAAUGUGGGCCGCUUCACGGAGGAGAUUGAGUGGCUAAAGUUUUUAGCCCUUGCCUGCAGCGCUCUUGGUGUUACCAUUUCCAAAACUCUCAAGAUAGCCUGUGAAGUUUUAUCAUCCGGCCAUGAUAGUGGACCUGCCCGGAUCCCGUUCAGCACCUUCCAGUUUCUCUACACAUAUAUUGCUGAGGUGGACGGGGAGAUCUCUGCAUCACAUGUCAGCCGAAUGCUGGCCUACAUUGAACAGGAAGUAAUUGGUCCUGAUGGCUUAAUCAAAGUGAGUGACUUUACCCAAAAUCCCAGGGUUCGGCUGGAGUGAAAGCACAUUUUUGGAAUUUUAAAGGAAGAUACAGAGAUGUUUGUGCUUCAGAAUAACUGAAUCCCAUACACCAUCCAAUGUCCAUUUUCUUGUACAACUGGUGCGCACUAAUAAACGGUUAGGCAGACACGAAA
Molecule: messenger RNA, 1002 nt
Organism: Artibeus jamaicensis (Jamaican fruit-eating bat)
Lineage: Eukaryota; Metazoa; Chordata; Mammalia; Chiroptera; Phyllostomidae
Product: ropporin-1
Exons: 6
Coding region: 230-868 (212 amino acids)
Source: RefSeq, a predicted model, not a curated record